CGUUUCUUCGCUCGCUACGGAUUUUCGCACGAAUCGGAGUGGGGGGUCUUCGCCAGCGAAACUUCGCUGCAUGAAAUUGUACCUAUGCAGACCUGUCGAUGAGUAUGUAGUAUAUACAAAUUACGAACUGCUGCACCUGUAUAUGAGACUCAGACACGUGUCCAUAUGAUAAAUUGUAUGAAAUGUGCGUGUCAUUACACAUACGCCAAAACGAUUUUGUCAGUUAAAUCUCUUGGAGACUGCAGAAGAGAUUCGUGAUGCAUUGAAUAAAAUAUAUUUGUUAUAAUGAUUAUAUUAUUGUUUCGGCCAUAUACGUGUUAUCAUCGCGGUACAACAACACAAGCAAACAGUCUUAUUACGUAGUUUUUUUACAAAACGAUCUUGUCCGCGGAGCGAAACAUUGUACUCUACUUUUUUGCACAGUUUUGCAUUAAGAAUAAAGAGGAUGCAAAUGUACAGAUUCGCGGAUUUAAGAAUGUGAUCUUUGUUGUAUUUUGGGAGAGAUUUGUGGCAAUCAUGUUAACGACAACAAUCUGCAAUAAUUACGAACCAUCUUGCUCCAAAGCUAUGUAAACUAAUGUGUUGUAAUGUAACUGCAUGUACUGUAUGGGGUAAAACUUAUGCCGGGAGGAAUUCAUCCGUGUUUGUAUAUCAUAUGGUCAAUGCUACAUGAAGAUUUUUUACGAUGCAAAAGUGGAUGUUAUGGCUUGUUAUUUUGACGAUGCUUGCAUUCGUCACAGGACAGCAAGUGGUAGAUAAUUUUAACACCGAACUGGUAGCAGAACAAGAUGAUGCUCUCCUUUUAUUUUCUACGCUUGGUGGAUUGCUUGUGGGUGUUGAUCAGAGGUCUGGAAAAAUACGAUGGCAACAAGAUGAUGAACCCGUGGUCAAAGUGCCUAUCAAUUUGUCGGCAAGUAAAAUGCCUAUAUUUCUACCGGAUCCCAGAGAUGGUUCACUUUAUCUCUUUGGUAGAGAAACAGAAGCAUUGAAAAAGCUGCCAUUUACCAUUCCUCAACUAGUUGCCAGUAGUCCAUGCAGAAGCAGCGAUGGUAUAUUAUAUACUGGCAGAAAAAUUGACACAUGGUUUAGUAUUGAUCCAAUGACUGGUGAAAAAGAGCAGCUUUUAAGUUUUCAUAAAGUGAAAGAUACAUGUCCUUUGGAAAUGCAGAAUACUAUUUUUGUCGGUCGUACGGAAUAUAAUAUUAUCAUGGUUGAUAGCAAGCAUAAAGACAGAAAAUGGAACAUAACAUUCUAUGAUUAUUCCGCUAUGCAAAUGGAACCUGAUGUGAUAGAGAAUUACGAUUUAGUGCAUUUUACCACAAGUUCUACAGGUCGUGUAGUGACCUUGGACAGUUUAGGUAAGAUUCUUUGGAAAUUGGACUUGAAAAGUCCAGUGAUAGCCAUGUAUACUGUAACCAAAGAUGGAUUUUUGACAAUUCCUUUCACAAGUAUUACUGAUUCGUUGUUGGAAAAAUUCGCGACAAAGCCAACUGACAUUCAAUUGUUUCCAACUUUGUACGUUGGACAGCAUCGAUAUGGUCUCUAUGCGUUACCAUCGCUUGUUGAUUUGGACACGACAACUAUAUCUAAUAACGUAGGACACUUAUUGCUGGAGGGGCCAUUGGUGACAUCGCAUCUUCAUGCGGAUAAUAAAGUACCAUUGCCAGGGGAUCAUGUUUUAAUUUCUAAUAUUGACAUAGCUGAUGAUGAUUAUCAAAGCGUUAAACAUACUGAAAAUGUCAUUACAUUAGGUCAUUACAAAAUACCCGCGGAAUACAAACCACAAAAUCAGCUCCUCCAAAUAACUGGGCGAUCUGAUCCAAUAAUCUUGGAGACUUCUACAUUAAAUGUCACUGGGACUAAGUUAUCUGUCGCCGUACAAUCGGAUACGUCCAACGAUACUGUACAGUCGGAAAAUAGUCAGAAUUGGCAGAGAAUUGUAUCAAAAAUGUACAGCGCGACCAAAUUUUGGCUCAAUCAACAGGAAAACAUAGAAAUGAAACUAAUCAUAAGUGUAAUUAUGUUGACAAUUAGCAUAAUAACUUGUAUUGUAAUUUGGUUUAUAUAUAAACAAUGUAAAGAGCAGUUUCAGCAAUUGUCGCAGUGUUCACGCGAAAGCAGUCGUACGUAUUCUGGUAAACCUGGCAAUUUGGUUGUUAUGCCGGAAGAGAUUGGCGAUGGUUUAGUUAAAGUGGGAAAAAUUACAUUCAACACGAAACAAGUUCUUGGCAAAGGAUGCGAAGGAACAUUUGUAUACAAAGGUCAAUUUGAUGGCCGUCCUGUAGCUGUAAAGCGCCUGUUACCAGAUUGCUUUACGUUUGCGGAUCGAGAAGUAGCGCUCUUAAGAGAAUCGGACACUCACGCAAAUGUAGUUAGAUACUUUUGUACUGAACAAGAUCGUAUGUUCAGAUACAUCGCCUUGGAGCUAGCAGAAGCAACUUUGCAGGAUUACGUGGCGGGCAAAUAUGACAGACAAAAGAUAUCUGUGAAAAAUAUUUUGCAUCAAGCUACAUCUGGGUUAGCACAUCUUCAUUUCUUGGAUAUUGUUCAUAGAGACAUUAAACCUCACAAUGUCUUGCUCUCUGUCCCUGGACCUCGUGGAGAAGUACGCGCUAUGAUAUCAGAUUUUGGAUUAUGUAAAAAACUCCAGCUCGGUCGCGUAUCAUUUUCACGGAGAUCCGGUAUCACUGGAACUGAUGGCUGGAUUGCGCCAGAGAUGCUAAAUGGAGAAAGGACGACAUGUGCGGUCGACAUUUUCUCGCUUGGUUGCGUUUUUUAUUAUGUUCUCUCCGGUGGCAAGCAUCCUUUCGGUGAUCCAUUACGAAGACAAGCUAAUAUCCUCUGUAAGUGGCGAGAGCAAUUUAACAGCGCUCCAGGAAGUGUCUUCAAGUGACAGAGAAUUAGCUUUGUUACUUAUCAAGGCAAUGUUAUGCAGUAAUCCUGCCGGUAGACCGCCAGCUUUAGCAAUUU
Trachymyrmex cornetzi is the source of this 2970-nucleotide messenger RNA. It is a transcript of the gene Ire1, whose product is annotated as serine/threonine-protein kinase/endoribonuclease Ire1. Gene Ontology annotation, biological process: intrinsic apoptotic signaling pathway in response to endoplasmic reticulum stress; protein phosphorylation; IRE1-mediated unfolded protein response. Lineage: Eukaryota; Metazoa; Arthropoda; Insecta; Hymenoptera; Formicidae. The record is from RefSeq and is a predicted model, not a curated record. The transcript has 11 exons. Gene Ontology annotation, cellular component: IRE1-TRAF2-ASK1 complex. The coding region runs from base 686 to 2893 and encodes 735 amino acids. Gene Ontology annotation, molecular function: RNA endonuclease activity; protein serine/threonine kinase activity; ATP binding.